Messenger RNA from Phodopus roborovskii (desert hamster), 671 nucleotides. RefSeq names its product COMM domain containing 6 (gene Commd6). Gene Ontology annotation, molecular function: NF-kappaB binding. The coding region runs from base 121 to 381 and encodes 86 amino acids. NCBI's taxonomy places the organism in Eukaryota, Metazoa, Chordata, Mammalia, Rodentia, Cricetidae. The transcript has 3 exons. The record is from RefSeq and is a predicted model, not a curated record.
AGGGAGACAAAGCCGGAACUGCGUGAAAGUUAAUUUUCCCCUCCGUACCUCGCGAGAGUGGGCUGGGCCGCGGGCCGGAAGCGGAAGUGCUGGCCCGCGCCCGCCAGUUCCUGUCCGGCCAUGGAGGAGUCUCCGUCUCCUGCGUUCGGGGAGCCGGUGCUGGACGCCCGGUCAGAGCUUAUAGAUUUUCAGUGGAAACUGGCCAUGGCUGUGAGCUCUGACCGAUGCAGAUCGCUCAAGUACCCGUACGUGGCAGUGUUGCUAAAGGUGGCAGACCAUUCUGGCCAAGUAAAGAGCAAGUCCAUCGAAAUGACAAUUCCACAGUUUCAGAAUUUCUACAGACAAUUCAAGGAAAUUGCUGCUGUCAUUGAAACUGUGUGAGAAUUGAUUCGUGAUUCUAAAGUAAUGGACUCUACCAUCCAGAAGAGAAGUACAUAUGGAUCAAAGGAUAUUUAUACAAUGAAAAUUGCACUUCUGGGGCUGGAGAGAUGGCUCAGAGGUUAGGAGCACUGGUUGCUCUCGGAUAGAGUCCAGGUUCAGGUUCAAUUCCCAGUACCCACAUGGUAGCUCACAGAUGUCUGCAACUCCAGUACCAAGGGAUUCUACACCCUCCCACAGACAUCUAUGCAGGCAAAGCACCAAUGGGUAUAAAAUUAAAAAAAUAACUAAAA